Tachysurus fulvidraco (yellow catfish) is the source of this 5225-nucleotide messenger RNA. It is a transcript of the gene per2, whose product is annotated as period circadian clock 2. The record is from RefSeq and is a predicted model, not a curated record. The coding region runs from base 222 to 4337 and encodes 1371 amino acids. Gene Ontology annotation, biological process: entrainment of circadian clock by photoperiod; circadian regulation of gene expression; negative regulation of transcription by RNA polymerase II. Gene Ontology annotation, molecular function: transcription corepressor binding; transcription cis-regulatory region binding. The transcript is spliced from 24 exons. Gene Ontology annotation, cellular component: cytoplasm; nucleus. Lineage: Eukaryota; Metazoa; Chordata; Actinopteri; Siluriformes; Bagridae.
UUGGCGGUGUUUGAAUUGAGGUCAUCGCUCGCGCUGGAGAUUCAGGGCAACAGUGUGAAGAAAGACUGAACCUACAAUAUACGAGUGCAGUGUGUCAGAGUGCAGAGCUCAGUGACAGCAACGUGAAGAAGUUCGCUAAAACGGUUACCCAGGCCUACUUUAAUUCCAUUGGGUCAUAAUACCAUUGAGACAAUGGGGUAAUAUUUUUAAUCACAGCACAAAUGCAGAAGCCUGUCUCCAUGUCUGAAGACCCGAUCUCAAAAAAGUAUCUAUUUUCCUCUCUGGAGAGCCAGGACCAGGCCUCUGGCUGCAGUUCGAUGGCAACGCUUCAUCGAAUUGGCAGUUUUGCAGAGACAGGAGAGCUUGGACUGGCCUCAGAGGGCAGUGACAGCAGCAGUCAGGACCCUUCUGCCUCACCCCAUAGUGACGAUAAGAUGCCACACUCCAUGCAUGAGGAUGUGGAGAUGAAGAGCAGUGGUUCCAGUGGAAGUGGCACAGAAUCUCAAGGAAAUGAGUCACAUGGCAACGAGUCACGCGGAAACUCAUCAAACGGGAAUGAAUCAACCGGAAGUUCCAAUGGGAAUAGCAAGGAUUCAGCUCUUUUGGAAUCAUCAGGGAGCAACAAGAGCUCCAACUCUCACAGUCCUUCACCUCCCAGCAGCUCCAAUGCCUUCAGUCUUCUGAGUGCAAGUUCUGAACAGGACAACCCUUCCACUAGUGGAUGCAGUAGUGAAGAGUCUGCCAAGGCAAAAACACAGAAGGAGCUGAUAAAAACUCUCAAAGAGCUGAAGCUUCAUUUGCCAGCAGAUAAAAGGAACAAGGGCAGCAAGUCCACCACUCUGAACACCCUUAAGUAUGCUCUUCGCUGUGUCAAACAGGUUGAAGCUAAUGAAGAGUACUACCAGUUGCUUAUGAUCAAUGACAGCCAGCCAUCUGGCCUGGAUGUAUCCUCAUAUACGAUAGAAGAGAUUGACAGCAUCACGUCAGAAUACACACUGAAAAAUACAGACAUCUUUGCAGUUGCAGUAUCUCUGAUCACAGGCAGGAUUGUAUACAUCUCAGACCAGGCAGCAUCCAUUCUCAACUGUAAGCGACACGUGUUCAAGAAUGCCAAGUUUGUGGAGUUUUUAACACCACAGGACGUCAGCGUGUUCUACAGCUUCACCACACCAUACAGGCUGCCAUCUUGGAGCAUGUGUACAGGAGCUGAAUCUUCACCUUCUGACUGCAUGCAGGAAAAGUCAUUCUUCUGCCGCAUCAGUGGAGGUAAAGAGAGUGAAGGAGACCUGCAGUAUUACCCAUUCCGUAUGACUCCUUACCUAAUGAAGGUGCAGGAUACAGCGCACACUGAAGACCAGUUCUGCUGCCUUCUGCUGGCUGAAAGAGUGCAUUCUGGCUAUGAAGCUCCAAGGAUCCCCACGGAUAAACGCAUCUUCACCACUACACACACACCAAGCUGUCUGUUUCAGGAUGUCGAUGAAAGAGCUGUCCCAUUACUUGGAUAUCUACCACAAGACCUGAUUGGGACAUCAGUACUUCUACACCUGCACCCGAAUGAUAGGCCACUGAUGCUCAGCAUUCACAGGAAGAUCUUGCAGUACGCUGGUCAGCCAUUUGACCACUCCUCCAUCCGGUUUUGUGCUCGAAAUGGAGAGUACAUCACCAUAGACACCAGCUGGUCCAGCUUCGUCAACCCCUGGAGCCGCAAAGUGUCCUUUGUCAUCGCACGACACAAAGUCCGCAUGGGUCCAGUAAAUGAGGAUGUGUUUGCUGCUCCAGUCACAGCUGAGGGGAAGGCAAUGGACUCAGAUAUCCUGGAUAUCACCGAACAGAUUCACCGGCUCCUGGUUCAGCCAGUACAUAAUAAUGGCUCAAGCAGCUAUGGAAACCUGUGCAGUACCGAUCAUUUGGUGAGUGUGGCCUCAUCCACUGACAGCAAUGGUAAUGGAGCCCAUCCACGUGCGGACGAUGAAGAGGGUCGAGCCAAACCUAGAACAUUUCAUGAGAUCUGUAAAGGCGUUCAUAUGCAGAAGAAUCAGGGACAGCAAUUUAAAAAGAGUCCAUGCACAGAACUGCCCCAGAAGAGUCCGGUAGUUCGGCUCAAAGACUCAGCAUACCCAGUAAACUGGAGAGAGGGUGAGGAGGAGCAGCAGGCCACCUUACAGGAAGAACUCGCAUUAAAAGACCAGACUGUCUACUCAUACCAGCAGAUCAGCUGCCUAGACAGUGUAAUUAGAUAUUUAGAGAGCUGCAAUGUGCCUAUUACAGUGAAACGAAAAUGCCAGUCUUCUUCCAACACCACUUCCUCUAACUCAGACGAGGACAAACAGAAGGCAGCUGAAAGCUCUCUGCAGGUGGCUGAAGAACCUGGACACUUGAAGUCCCAAGCUGGUCUUUCACCUUUGAAUGUGUCAAAGAAGUCAAGCAGCUCAGGCGUGGUGGGCACUUCGCUUACUCCCCUGGCACUGCCAAGCAAAGCUGAAAGUGUGGUGUCCAUAACCAGCCAGUGCAGCUACAGUAGCACCAUCGUACAUGUCGGGGACAAAAAAAAUCAGCCAGAGUCAGAAAUCAUUGAGGAUGGCCCCAGUGCUGGAGACACAGCAGAAGGCCCCAAUCCAGCCAUUCCUUCUGCCACAGUUUCACCUCCCAGCCAGGAAAGAGAAGCGUAUAAGAAACUAGGCCUGACCAAGCAUGUGCUGGCAGCACAUACACAGAAGGAAGAGCAAGUCUUUCUGAACCGCUUCAAGGAGCUAAGGGGUGUUCACACAUUCAAAACAGACAACCUGGAGAAGCAGAAAGGACAGGCCACAUCCAAUGCAGGACCUUCCCGUGUUUGUAAGCAGGGGGGAAGAACAGAACCUGCCACUGGCCGUGGAGGGCGCAACAGAAAAUCCAAAACCAAGCGCAUCAAACAGAACGAAUCAUCCGACAGUACCAUUUCACACAGGAGGCAGCUGUUCAGACAAGAGCUGCAAGGACUGAACCAGACUUCAUGGUCUCCUUCAGACACCUCACAGUCUGCUUUUCCCACCGCAUACCCAGCUGUUGUGCCUUCAUACCCCCAUCAGGUGUACCCAGGAACCAAUUCCAUUCCACCCAGGGUUGAUGCCCCUCUUUCAGGAUUUGGAAACAGCCAGUGUACUCAGAAUCCACGGUUUCCCAUGCAACCCAUGCAGCCUCAAUUCCCUGCACCACUUGUCACACCCAUGGUGGCACUUCUGCUGCCAAACUAUAUGUUCCCACAACUGGGAAGUGCCCCUCGGCAGCCCUUCUACCCUGAGCAGGCUUUGUUCCCACCCACUCAGGUUCCAUUCCAACCACAGACAACGUUUCCUCUACAGACUCCGUUUGCCCCACAAAACCCAUUUCCAGCUCAGCCAUUCCCUUUCACACCACUGGACAAGCAACCCAAGCCUGCAGAACCAGAAACAAGGGAGGAACCUUCACGAAGUUCCACCCCUGAGUCACUCGGUGGUCGGGAGCAAUCAUCUCCACCCUUGUUCCAGUCACGGUGCAGUUCACCUCUGCAACUCAACCUUUUACAGCUGGAGGAAAGCCAGCGUGUCAAUGAAAGACAGGAAGCCACAUCCACCUCUGCUGGUACUCAGGGGAGCACUGCAGUGGAGAAAGGAGCAAACAUUACCACACAGACCAAGACAGACAAAGAUCCAGAACUUGCAGAUGACCUACACCACUGUGAUGUUUUCUCUUCAUCCAGUGAUCUGUUGGAUAUCCUCAUGCUGGAGGACUCUCGCUCUGGAACAGGGUCAGCCACAUCCGGUUCAAUGGGUUCUACUUUCAAUGGCUGUGGCACAUCAGCUUGUGGAAGUGGUGGAUCUGCAAGUGGAACUGGGAGCAGUCACACCAGCAAUAACAGCAGUAACUACUUUGGUAGUGUGGACUCGUCACAGAAGUCCCAUAAGGCCAAGAGACCAGGAGGUGGCGUUUCAGGAUCGUUGGAGAUAGAGGACAGUGAGAGUUUGAUCAAAUAUGUCCUGCAGGAUCCUCUGUGGCUUCUUGCUGCCAAUGUGGACAAGGCUGCAAUGAUGACAUACCAGUUGCCCUCUCGUGAUAUCCAGCAAGUGUUGCAGGAUGACCGGGAGAAACUGAGGCAGAUGCAGAAGAGUCAGCCACGGUUUUCUGAGGAGCAGAAGAGAGAGCUGGCUGAGGUUCAUCCCUGGGUGAGAGGAGGCGGUCUACCCAAAGCCAUUAACAUUGAGGCGUGUAUUGGCUGUAAAGGAGUCACAGAGACGCCGGUUGAGGAGGAGCUCCCAGACCUGCACAUGGGAGAAUCUGAAGUCAGUGAUGUCACAGCCCCCGCACAUGACCAGACGUAAUGAAGAGCUUGUACACACACACACACACACACAGUGCUGAUCUGAACAGGAAGCUUGUGUUAUUUUUUUUAUUCCUUUCAGAUUUCAUAUAUGUUUAUAUGUUUAGAUGUAAGGAACUUUUGAUUUUGAAGUUAUGAGUUCAUCACUUUUGAGUUCUCUGAGGGGUGUGUGCUUGCAUGCGUGUGCUUGUGCGUGCGUGCGUGUGUGUGUGUGUGUGAAAUUCUUAGACUCCAAGUUGUUAUAAGACAAUGUCCUUGUGACUGAAACGUAUUUGUUGAAAUGUGUUUAUAUUUAUCUGUAUUUCUUAAAUUUAUAUUUAUUUAAAUCUUAAAAACUACAUAUUCAUAGUCAUAUUUUGUGUUAUAUUCAUUAAACCUACAAAUGUCCAUGAAUACCUCAACAACUUGUAUUUGUAAAGACGGUCAAGAAGCAUUUCUGCUGGAAAAGGAAAAAAAUCUUUUUCACUUCAGCGAUUAUUAGUAAACGUGUAUCUUAUCAGCUACGACACUAAUCGGGAAAAUCAGAGGAGAAAACACAACUUGGCAGCUAAAUACUGAAGCUUAAGCUUUAUGCUUCAUUAAACCCUAAACACAAGAAUCUCAAUGAAAAUAGUUUAGUAUAUUUUUCUAUGUUACUGUAUACGACUGUCCGUUGAAGAAGAUUAUAGAGGAACCUGUUUUCAGACAGUUGUGGUACUGAUCAAAAAAGGUUUCAUUUUUUUCCCCCAGGAAAGAAACUAUAUAUAUGAAAUCAAAUCAAAAUCUAGCUGAAACUUUUAGACAUUGGAAUAGAUAGAUAGAUAGAUAGAUAGAUAGAUAGAUAGAUAGAUAGAUAGAUAGAUAGAUAGAUAGAUAGAUAGAUAGAUAGAUAGAUAGAUAGAUAGAUAGA